Molecule: messenger RNA, 2670 nt
Organism: Pocillopora verrucosa
Lineage: Eukaryota; Metazoa; Cnidaria; Anthozoa; Scleractinia; Pocilloporidae
Product: histamine H2 receptor
Biological process (GO): G protein-coupled receptor signaling pathway, coupled to cyclic nucleotide second messenger; chemical synaptic transmission
Cellular component (GO): plasma membrane; dendrite
Molecular function (GO): G protein-coupled serotonin receptor activity; neurotransmitter receptor activity
Source: RefSeq, a predicted model, not a curated record
AAUCAAUACAAACGAUUCACUGAUUGUAGUGGAAGGAUUAAGGAGCUGCCAUAGAGCCGUUAAAAUCAAGCUCUAAAGUUUACUUCAACUCUGGAGCCAUUAGAAGGAAGUGUUGACCGGACGUCCACUUAAUUUCGUAAAAGUACAAUGAAAGAGGUUUAUGUAUACAAACAUUUGAUCUAAGUAGUAAUAUCCGAGCAAUCCAAUCAUCGCUCCAUGGCUGAGAUGUAAGUUGUUUUGGCUCGGCUUUACAACAAAUGGCACUUAUAAGUUUGUGGCACUCAGUUACUGAGCAAGGACACCUGAAGGGGCAAAGUGUUUUGCGGUUUGUUGAUCACGCUAUUUACUGCCUCUGGGCACAAUGAUAAAAUUUUUAUGUCACGCGAACCUACCGGUCAAAAAGAGACAGAUAGAAUAUCCAAUUUGUCAACUGACUUGUCAUUGAAUACCGUUCCGUCCCAAGCCCUUGAACAGUGGAUUUGGUACGAUAGGUAAAUCCCGCGAAGUCUCACAGUUUUGCACAUUACAACCAGACAUCUGGGUCAAUAACAGAACAGGAUCAAUUUUCGCCGCGUCAUUCAACCAACAAUCAAAAGGAGACAGCGCUUGAAGUCAUAAACUGAAUUUUAAUUUUGCAAUAGUUGAAACGUCUAUCGCUAAUGCAGCCAAGUGAGAUUGCCAUCCCGUUGGGCUGCCUGUCAUUGCUGAUCGUAGUUACUAACAGCUAUGUGUGCCUCUUGGUGUAUUUACAUCCCAAGCUAAGGACUUACACCAAUGGAUUCGUUGUGUCCCUUGCAGUGUCAGACAUACUCACAGGUGCCCUCCUUUUGCCUUUGUACAUUGCUUUGCCAACGCACCCUGUCACAGGAUACAUCGUAUGCGCUAUUUUGCUUACGGGGGUCGCCAAUGUGUUUUUAGUGACUUUAGACAGAUACCUGGCUAUAAAAAAACCUUUUAAUUACUAUGCCGUCAUGAGGAGAUAUUUCUUCAAAUUCAUUGUAGGUUCUUGGAUUGUUCCUUUGUUUGUGUCAAUCAUUCCUCUCAUUUGGGGGUCAAAAGACAGUAUACUAGCUCAAGCAAUCUACAUGUUUAUGCUACAAGGUAUGGGCGUUGUUGUGCCGUAUUUAUUUGUGUGUAUAGCCUACUACCAGAUCUUUCAGCAAGCUAGGCAUAUUGUCAAGCGGUUACGACGAGAUAGCAGUCUCGGCAGCUGGCGAGGCAAACGGGACAAGAAAGAUAAACUGAAGAAAAACUCUAACAGCACGAUGGCUUCAGAGACAAAAGUUGCCAAGAUGUUUGCACUGAUAUCUAUUUCCUUCCUCUUAAGUUGGACGCCAGUUUUAUACUUGACCAGCGUUAUAUCUGCAAUCACUGACAGAAACACUGUGGAAAUGUUAUCGCCGGUGUGGCUCUUGGAUUUCUCUUUAUUUACUGUCGCACUGGGCUCUGCGGUCAAUCCAAUAGUCUACUCUUUCUUCAAACCCGACUUCCGGGGCAUUAUCAAAAAAAGAUUUCCUAACCGAACUCCUUCGUCAACUCUGAAACAGGAUUCAACAUGUGUUAUUGAUGUUGCUGUGAUAGUAAAAAACCUUAAAAAUGAAAAACAUGGCAAAGAAACCGACCUAUGAGAACUGUGAAUAUAACGCUUGGAAUUCAUCAAACAGAACCAAACGCCGCCUUAAGAUAACUCUAGUAUGUGUGUGAAAAGAAUUUGUUAUUUUCUAGUUUCGCUGUCACUAAUUGAUUCCAAACCAGCCAAAAUACUUAGUAAAUACUACUAAUCAAACAGCCCGUUACAAGACCGCCGCGGGCAUGAACAAUUAGUCCUAUCACCACUUAAUGACUUAAUCCAUGAAUAUUUUUUCACUUUCAUUAAAUCAAUAGUUAUGUAACUUAUGUUGGAAAAAUUAGUUUCACAGAACUCGGCGGAUGCAUGAUUCGUGAGUUUUGUCUGACAACCAGAUGUUGCAUAUAAUGGUACUUAACAAUUUUUUGGAGAAACGUGAAAAGGAGCACGACAUAGCAUGUGACACUGUUCCACUUUUAUGAUUAUCUUUAUGCUUACGAGAAAACUGGUAUCAACAAGUGGCAGAUAUUUAAUUAACAUCGAUAUGGAUCAUCGAAGUGGCUGAAAUCCGUUCAAUAGAUUUAAUGUGGUGCUUACUCGCCAUAUGAUGACUUGAGAUACGGAAAUGUUAGCCUUAUCUUUUAACACCCCAACCCCUAUAAAAAAGUAAAACAUGCCGGAUAAAAAUUCCGUUUGUUCUUGUUGUCAUAAUCGGUUUAAGGAAUUCUUGCCCCGUGCGUCGCUUGAUGUAACUAUGGUGGGAGGGGGAGCAAAGGUUAGAUAGAUAAAACAACGAGAUUCAAAAUAUGCGCAUGAAACCGGUAAGAAUAGUAAACCAAAGAUGGAUAGCUACCGAGAAAUACACAUAAGAAGAAAAAAUUAAAUCAGUAACAUCACAGUGUAUUUUAUAGAGAGACAGAUAUCGGAAAAUGGUGGCAAUGAUUAUUUACAGUGAAAUAACAAUUGCAAUGAAAAACAAUCCAAUUUAAACUUUAUUCUUACAUCUAAGAUAACCGUUAACUGAGCUUCGUUUGAUGCAUCUGUUUAUUAUUCAGUAAUAGUUAAAAAUAUAUCUAAGACUGAAUUGUUAUAUUAAACCAACU